This is a messenger RNA of Mercenaria mercenaria, 12997 nucleotides long. RefSeq lists its product as uncharacterized. Lineage: Eukaryota; Metazoa; Mollusca; Bivalvia; Venerida; Veneridae. Gene Ontology annotation, biological process: homophilic cell-cell adhesion; motor neuron axon guidance. The record is from RefSeq and is a predicted model, not a curated record. Bases 123 to 12212 code for a protein of 4029 amino acids. Gene Ontology annotation, cellular component: membrane. Gene Ontology annotation, molecular function: calcium ion binding. The transcript is spliced from 33 exons.
AGAGUAAUAAAGUAGUGAUCGCAUAUGCAUUUUGAAAUACUGUGUUACUAAUUAAAAUUAUCUGAUUUUGUAUGUUAAAAAUUUGAAAGUUGUCAUGCAAAAUAGAUGUUAAGUACCUUACAAUGUUGCUAUGGAAUAUAUUUCAACUAGUUUUUCAGUUAUGUUUUAUUCUUCGCAGCACAUAUUCUCAGACAGAAUCGACGGCAGGAAAUUGUAGUUCUCCCAUGACACGAGAUCUCCAUGCUGAUCAGUUUUCAGCUUCUUCUGAAUAUGACGUUGCUCAUAACGCAAGUUCAGCAAGAUACGGCUAUGGUGGAUGGAUCGCCGGUACAAAGAACACGUAUCAAUACUUGACAGUAGAUUUAGAAGGAGUUUGGGAAAUUACUAAACUAACCUUCCAUGAUUCUGAUAAAGGAUGGUACUCCAGAGCAAUAAGGGUAUCGUACAGCCACGAUGGGUAUGUCUGGAUGCCAUACAAUACGCACCUGUCGGAUGAUGCCCGGGGAGAAUUGUUUGAACGGCAAGGGAAAACUACAGCUGUGGCUUUCAAUCCGUCAUUAAAGGCACGAUUUAUCACCAUCAAUCCAGUGUCUUACUACAGAUGGAUGUACCCUUCUCUGGUUAUUGAAUUUUUUGGAUGUAAGAACUCUGCAACACCAACUACGCAUGUCACAACUGCCGGAAACAGUAUUGAUAUUGACACCACGUGGAUUCCAAGUCAGAGUCCGAUUAUUGUAAACAGCCCAGUUGUUAUCCGUCCCGCCGCUACAUUAACAAUUCAAGCUGGCGUAUUAGUAAUUUUCACUAAAGAGGAAGCGGGCAUAGAAGUGUGGGGUACACUUAUUUCGGAUGGCAUACCCGGGCUAAGCGUUUUACUCACAUCUAGCGAUCCUGUCUUGUCAGCACAUUCACAAUGGAGAGGCAUAACCCAAAAAACUGGCGGCAAUAUCACCAUGGAUAACACACUCGUGCGUCAAGCGGUAACAGGACUACAAGGGAAUGGGAGCCGUAUAAAAAUAUCACACAGUGAAAUACACACUUGCGAUAGCGGUAUUCAGAUAUAUGGCGGACUUUCGAAUAAUAUCGCACACACCGACGUUACAAUUAGUACAGAUUAUAUGACGUUGGUACACGUGAAUGUUCAUAACAACAUAAACGGACUACAAGUUAUAGGCACUUAUUCUCAACCUAAUGUUUACAUCGGUUAUUCUAAUUUUGACCGAAACAAGAAAAACGGAAUCGAUAUACUUGAUUGGGACGCAGGUGAAGAAGACUUGCCAACUAACUUGAUUAUAUCUUACUCAUCAUUCAGUAGAAACUCGAAAUAUGGCAUCAAUUGUAAAGAUCAGGCAUUGAGCACUUUUCGAAUAAGCCAUUCAGUUUUUAACCGUAAUUCAGAUGCUGGGCUGUAUUACUAUCGUUGGUUACCUUAUAAUCUAACGGUUUAUAUUGACAUUUCACACUCAAAGUUCACUGACAACGGCUAUAAUGGGAUAGACGCAAAAUUGGUUUGCUUUUACGAACAUUGCAAAACGCAUGAACCCAAUGUACUGAUUUUUACAAACAAUGUCUUUUCAAGGCAGAAUUAUGCAAUGAAACUCGUUUACACAAUGGAAAAAAUGGAAGCGGAAGCAAAUGUUAAAAUAGAAAAUAACACCUUUGAAUUGAAUACGCAUGACGUUGAAUUGUUAUAUAAACUCAACGGCGUCGUUCAGAUUUCAGUACAAAAUAAUUCGUUUCAACAUUCACGUUUUCCACUGAAAGUAACAAGCAACUCCCUGAACAAUAACGUAUCAAUUCUGCGAAACAUGUUUACGGACUGCAUAACCAAAAAUACAAGGGAUAUUUUUAUUGAUGUCAACGCAAUAUCAGCGCAGGUCUUCAACAAUAGUUUCGAACAGUGUUCACUGUCGUAUGGUAUCUCACUAAAUGAAGGUAUCGGGCACUUGUUCGCUUACAAUUCUUUCAUUGACACAGCCGUCUCUAUGUGUUACAUAUCCAUAGGCCAAGAAUAUGACGAAAACGAAGCGUUAAACAUUGACAACAAUUCCUGGGGUACAUCAGAUAUUAAAGCCGUCAAAGCAAAAAUCUGUGAUUUCUUUCUAGACUCGUCUAAAGCUGUUGCUAAAUUAAACCUAUAUUUUACAAAUGAGUCGAUGGUAAACGCAAGCGAUUCUGGGAAAAUAGACAUUUUCCGUUCCGAAAGGGAUGAACUGAAUAAUAUCACUUAUAUUGGUGGUAUUAUUGACAGAAAUAUUGACUUUUCUGGUUUUGGAGACAGCCCGUUGAUUUUGAACAGGAGUCUUCUAAUUCUCAAAGCCGUUCAUGUUGGAAUUGCUGCGGUCAGUUUAACAAUAAAGAAAAGAAGAGGAAUCAAAGUGUAUGGUAGUCUAACAAUAGGAAAGCAAACAGACGAAGCAUCACGAACCACAGUGUUAAAGUUGGAUGGCAAAGUUAGUUGGAGUAAUAAGUGGAAUGGGGUUAGCAUGACGUCUUCAGAUGUAAAGAUAUAUAAUGCUGUGAUCUAUGGUAUGGACACUCUUUUGGAAGUAACUGGAAGUAAUUCGACCAUUGUUAUAAAUAACUUCUCCACAACGAAAGAGAAAAUUCAACAUUUGAUAUAUGGCAACGUUUUAAAUGGAAGCCUUUCUUUGCAUAUUAAUGAAAUCAGUCUGUCAACUGAGUCAACACUUGCAUAUAUAAGAACUAUAAACAGUGAUAUUCACGUUGACAUUGAAGAAAGCAAUCUCCAAAGUGAAGAAUACGUCUUCGACAUACGAGAAUCAAACUCGCAGACAAUUAUAAGUCUUGUAGAUAUAUACAUUUCAAACAGUUUAAUAUCCUCUCCACGUUCCUCGAAAUGGAAUAUGUUUUUAGAGGGCUGUUCAAGUCAUUUAACAUCAAGAAUUACAGGAUCGCGUUUUUCAGCCAUCAACAACUAUUACGGCCUGACGAAUUUUAAUUAUUUGUCAGUAGACAUGAUGGCUGUGGGAAACACAUUUGGUGACGCUGAGGUAUCAUUAAGAUUUGCGUUCUGUGGCGACGUUUCUUCCAAUUUCUCCAAGGAGAUUAAAAUUACCGGGAAUCAUUUUAACAGUUCUCUUGCUGGAAGCGACCUGCUUAUAAAUGGAGCUGUUACUGAUGGACAUACGUUCUAUAUUGCAAAUAACACUUUUGAUAGUCACCAUGUUGCUUCUAGGAAAGGUAUCAACUGUGAAAGAUCUAGAAGCAUUAGCCUUCACACGUUAUAUAUCAAUUCUAAUGUCUUCACAAAUAUUGAACAUGGAGCAGUCGAUGUAUUUUGUAGACUAAAGAUGGUGAUAACAAACAACUUGUUCAUUUCUAAUAAAAAGUGCAUAGUUGUGAUCGGAUAUUCUGCUUUCCAUCCAAUAGAAAGUUUGGAGAUAAUUGGGAAUGAAUUCAUAAAUAAUACUGAUCCAGAUGGAAUAAUUUAUUUACACAGAGACGAAUUUGGGAUUCAGACAGUGAACAUCACUGAGAACACGUUCGAAGGAAACACUGGAAUUGUGAUUGCGCUGAAAACCCAUAAAAUCAGACUAAAAUACAACUUUUUUAAUAAUGAACAUGCAUUUUACAACAUUAAAGUACUGAAAGAUUACGUGACAAAUCCGGAAAGUAUUAACGCAUCUCUUAAUUAUUGGGGAACGUCUAACCCGAGGGAAAUCUCCAAAGGAAUAUAUGACUUUGAUUAUGACAGUUCAUUGUUUCAUGUUGAAUUUAGACCUUAUUUAGGGUCCAAAAAUAUAUCUGAUGUUCAAAAUGCUGAAUAUGGAUUUAUCUCGGAAAGUGGCGAAAUCGGAGGCAAGGUAAACGGAAAUAUUACCUUACGUCUAAAAGAUAGUCCAUUUCUUGUAAUAUCAAACAUCAAUGUUGAGGAAAACGAUACCCUUACUAUAGAAGCCGGGGUUGAACUUAGGGUCCGACAAGGUGUGGGCAUCUUCGUUAAAGGAAAACUGUUCAUACUCGGCACAAAGGACCUUCCUGUAAAGUUAAGUCCUGAAGAAAUGGGGUUACCAUGGAGAGGCAUAGAUUUCAAUUCUGCCUCAGAUGCAGUGUUGUCACACAUCGACGUAAAUGACACAGACGCAGGGAUAACAAUAAGAAGUUCUGCAUUCAGUAUUUCAAAUGUUUCUUCAACGUUUUCAAGAACAUCUGGAAUUUCACGUAUUUUCUCUAAUAAACAAAAGGAGAUGAGAACUACCCUUUACUUUUCUAAUGUGACACUGGAAGAUAAUUCCGAAGCUGGAAUAACGAUUUCCGGAGACUCUGACACAGCUGUGAUUAUUAGCAACUGCACGGUUACACGUAAUAAAGAGGACGGUAUAAAAUUGUCAACAAAUGCUAGAAUCGAAGUAACUAACUGCUUGAUAUCCGAAAACGGAGAAAGCGGUGUAUCUAUCUCUCAGUCAAAUGGUGGUGGAAUGUUGUACAUAAACAAUUCAGUUAUCGCUUCAAAUACAAACUAUGCACUUAAAGGGACGGUAACUACAGGAGUAGUCGUAGAUUCGUGUGAGGUAAGAAACCAUACCUACGAAUACAUUAAUUACUGGGGGCGUCGGUACACCCACGGAUACAUAGAGUUAGAGAGACGUUAUUCUUACAAAGAAUUUAAAAGCUUAGUAUUAUUUAAAAACACUCUGUUUCAAGGUAACACAGCAGACUGGAUUGAAAUCUCAGACGAUGAGUGGGUAAGGGGAGAAAUAGAAAUUCGUUUUGAAAAUAACAUAUUUACUGAGGGAAGACGUACAUUUCUCUGUAAGACAUACUCCAGUAACAACAAUUAUCAAAUUAACAUUUACUUCCAGAACAAUACAUUAGAAAAAAAUUCAGUAUUGGAAGAAACGACUGAAAACGUCCUUGUAGAAUUCCUUUUAUUUGCUAAUCCGGAAUAUCAUAUUGAAAUAACUGGAAACUUAUUUCGGGAAAAUAUCGCACAGUCAUGUCUGGUGGUUCCGUCAAACUAUAUUGAUAUCAGUAACGGUGAAAUGAAUAUCUUGGAAAAUGUCUUUAAAGACAAUAAUUUUUCCUCAUCCGUAGUUAACAUUCAAACGCACGUUCCAUUAGAGAUGCAUCGAAAUAUAUUUGAUUUUCCACAUACUUACCGAUGUGCAGUUGAAGUUCACGAUUUUGAUCUGGAUUUGACAUUCAACGCUACGCACAAUUACUGGGGAACAAGUGUUACAAAAGAAGUUAUUGAAACAGUUUGUGGGUUUGAAAAAGACAUGAGUAGGAGUAUAGUAUGGACAUUUCCUUUUUACGCAAACGAGGAGCUCUCCACCUUGAUAUCGGAAACACAUACAUUGGCAUCAAAUGUAUUCGGUGGUGAAAUAUCAAAAGACACGCAUAUUCUACCGGAAGAAAAAGACUCAACUGUUGAAGUACAUAGGUCCAUCAUUGUUCGAGAAGGUGCUAAGCUAUACAUAGACUCUGGCGUGACCCUUCUGUUUGCACCUGAUAGAGGAAUAUACGUUCAAGGCGCCCUUUCAAUUAUUGGAAGCAAUUUAAGUGUUGUGUCACAGAAUAUCGCUCACGAAUCUCCCUGGUAUGGAAUCGUUAUAAACACCACUUCACAUAACAGGACUGAGAGAGUACAGAUAUACCGAUCAAGAUUACAGAACACGUUACAUGGCAUUGUUGCACACACUGCAAACUUCGAAAUAAAGAGCAGCGAAAUUACCGAAUCUGCAGCGAACUGCUUAACAUUAUUUGAAACAGAAGACAUAACUAUAUAUGACUUUGGAAACACCACCUUUAAAUCAUGCGACGGAGUUGGUAUUAAUAUAACAGGAAAUGUUGCAGUUACAAUCAUAAACGCUAAUAUCCAAGACACAUCAGUUGGUAUAGGAACUAAAACUUUUUCCGGUUUGCUCGAUGUACGUUCUUGCACUUUCAUCAACUGUUCAGUGGGUAUUUCCCUAUCAUCACAGAGGUAUGAUGACAAUAGUGUCGUAAAAAUUUCACGAAAUUCUUUCCAAGAAAUUACUUCCACGGCACUUACUAUAGUAUUGUCAAAAGAUCAGCUGGCAAAAAACAACACAAAUAGGACAGUAAAUGUAGAUUUAAACACAUUUCAAAAUGCUUGCGGAGUUGAAAUUCAGACUUGGAACCAUGUCGAAAUGACGUUUCGCGACAAUGAUUUACUUAAUGCAAGUUGCUUGAAAGAAGAAGACGAUUGUUUUAUGAAUGUGUUUUCAAGUGGCAGUGAUAUGUUUGAACAAAACAGAUAUUUUGACAUAUCUGCAAACCGUUUUGAAAAUAUCAGUGCAAAAUGUAUAAUUCAGCUGAAAGACAACGACGUAUCAAACUUACAAAACACUUUUGUGCAUAAUACAGUCAGUAACAGUAAAGCGAGGGACGGUGUUAUACUUGCUAACGGCAGAUAUUUCAAUAUAUCGAAUAAUAUUUUUGAUAACCCGGACUCGGUUUUUGAUGUUAUUACAGUACUGAAAGGUACAAAUUCUAUCAAUGUUACAAACAACUGGUGGGGCAGUCCAGAUCCAAGCAAUGUUUUUAGCAGAAUAUUUGAUCAGCGGCGCCAAGCGGACUUAAUACUAUUUGAAGUAGAACCUGUGUUGCUGGACCGAUUGGUUGACUGCACAGCUGUGAACAACUGCAGUUCACACGGUGAAUGCAUAAGCCCUAACCAUUGUCGUUGUUCUUCAGGAUGGACAGGGAUGUCUUGCAUGCAGUAUGACUGCAGCGGUGUCAAUAACUGUUAUGGAAAUGGAGAUUGCAUUGGCCCCAACACUUGUUCUUGUAACGACGGCUGGAGUGGAAAACAGUGUAUACUCGCUUCGUGCCUUAAUGUUAGCAACUGUAGUGGACAUGGCUUUUGUGUCAGACCAAACGUUUGUGCUUGCGCAGCCAGAUUUACCGGAGAUGAUUGUAGUUUGUGCAUACCUCAGCAUGGAGGACCUUCGUGUCAACCAUGUCCAAUGUGUCAACAUGGUUCAUGCGACCCUAAUACAGGACUAUGUAAAUGUGAAAGCAAUAACUGGACCGGUUAUCUUUGCGACCGCUGCAGUGAAACCUUCUACGGCCCAGACUGCCUACCGUUAAUCAAAGUGUUGGAAAUAAUACCAAGUAGAGGACCAGAAAAAGGCGGAAAUGAUGUGCACGUUUGGGGUCAUAACUUCCUGGAAUCUUUGAGUGGUGCUUAUAAAUGUCGUUUUGGAGAUACCAAGACUGAUGGAAAAUGGUUAGCAUGGAACCAUGUCCUCUGUACUGCACCUAGGCUUCCGGAAGGGGAGGUUACUCUCGAAGUAUCUCCAGACGGGUCUAAAUUUACAAAUGAUCGGCAAACAUAUUUCUUUUACUCAACGUGCCCUCCGGAAUCGUGUGGGCGUAACUUCUCUCCAUCACGUGGCCAGUGUGUGUUUGGUUCCUGUUCUUGCUUCCUCCCAUGGAAAGGAAAGAACUGUACCAUUGAAAUACUUCCACCAAUUAUCGCAGUCGUAUCUUCUGAACAAACAGUUAACGAAACACAAACAUACACUCAACAGUUAAAGUUAGAACAGGGAGAUCUACCAGUUCGCUGGUACCUUUUUAAAGGUCCGGUCGGAAUGACGGUUGAUGAGAAAACCGGCUUAGUCGGGUGGUCAAACGCCUUUGCAAAGUCCGACAAAUACCAGAUAGAUGUUAGAGUCUCAAAUAUAAUUGGAGAAGACACUGUGACAUGGUCUCUUUCGGUACCAUUGUCAUAUACAGCCUUUGUUCAAUAUAUUGAACCCAGUGGUAUUUUUCCCGCUCCUAGAUCAGUCAAGGUGUUUGGAAAAAUUGACUUUCUUAGGGAUGAAGCAGCACGCACUGUUUCUGUCGAAGUAAUUGUGACCAGCAGAAGAUCAAAGCAUGUAACCAUUUUGAAAGCAGUAUCAGACCAGUCGCCACCUGACACUUUCAUGACAAUCUACUAUCCGAGACCAGACGAUGCCGGAUUGUUUUCUGUGACUGCUAGGCACCCUGGUGAAACCCUGAAGUCCAAUACGUCAAAUGUAACUUGGUCUGUUCUUGGUAUGCAAUGUAAACCCUCUACAGCAACUGUUGAUGAAAUAAUAUCUGCUGAUGAUGAUGCUAUAUCAAUAGCUAACAUCUCUAGAUUGGUCAAUGUUGGCGAUACAUAUAUUGAUAACAUAACAAGCGAGGUUGAUGGUUUACCUGGUGCGUAUAUCGGAUUGUCAGGAGAUUUCAGCGGCAAAUCGUUUGCCUUGCAACGUCUUCAGACGAACGAGAAUAUUUCGUUCAAUCUCAUUAUCACCAACGCAAAACCUCUAUAUGGCCAUAUAUAUAUUAUUUUUACCACUCGUCAAGGAACAUCAACUGGCAUGAGAGUAAAUAUCAAACUGUCCGCCCGCAAGCCUGUUCUUAUCUUGAAACCUCCUUCGUUGCGUGAAAGCGUUGUGCGUGGUACGUUGAAAGUAUUUGAUGUUAACAUCACAAACAUUGGAGAAGUAUCAGCAAACAAUUUGUCCGUAAGUCUUCCAAGAGAUUCAAGAUUUUCGCUGGUAUCCUUUACAUCAAAAAGUAAUUGGGUUACGGAGUCAGAUGACAACAGUGUAGCUCUAUUACCAAAUGAUGUCGCGUAUUUGUCGAUUGCCGUUGUUAUUGAAGAAACUGAAUCACUGGGUGAAAUAAGCGGACAUAUUUAUAUAAAUUCUGUUUCAACUUCCAGUCGACUGCCUUAUAAAAUUUUUAUCACAUCUAUAGGGACCUUCAAUGUGACAUUUACUGUAAAAGAUGAAUAUACAUAUUUUGCUUCUGGGUCGCCACUGGUCACCAACGCCAAAGUAAGACUUUCAAACCCAAGACGGAAGUUUUAUGAAACGAAGUAUACUGGGAAUGAAACAGGUUAUGUUAUAUUUGAGGACAUAUACGAAGAUCAGUAUACGUUAUAUGCCGAAGCUGAUGAUCAUUCUACAUACGGAGCAGUAAUACUAAUCACUUCUGACUCUACAGAGCAGGACAUAUUUCUGCCACGUAUCGCCGUUAAAUAUACUUGGACAGUGGAACCUACAACAGUAGAAGACGUUUAUAUUAUUGAACUGGAAUCAACCUUUGAAACCUAUGUUCCAAUGCCAGUUGUUACUCUACAGCCAGCCCAGAUAAACACAAUUCCUUUGGAGCAGGAACAAACGAGUACCAUCGAGUUCACUAUAACAAAUCACGGUCUUAUCAGAGCUGACAAUGUUCGAUUUUCCUUACCAACAACUCAUCCAUACCUAAAUUUUGAAGCGGUUGUGGAUUAUAUUGGAAGCAUUGCUGCUAAUACAUCCAUUGUUGUACCUGUUAGGACGAAACUCAAACAGAGAGAAAAACGAUCGACAGGCUCAUGUGUUUCAAUACUUCUGUUGUACAGUUUUGAAUGUUCUGGAAUACAGACACGAUCUGCAUUGUCUAGACUAACACGCGGCGAUAUAUCUGGUAGAUCAUGUUUCGGGUCGAUAUUUCAUGGACAUGGACGUUUAAGUGGCCGUGGAAGCGGACACGCAUCGGCAUAUAUUGCAAGUACCGCCCUAACAUGUGAUUGUCUACAGACAUUCUUUAAGAGUUGUAUCUUAGCAUUCUUGCCGGGUUAUGGCUGCCCUUUAGCAUUAUAUAAUUUCGUGACUGCGGACCAUUCCAGCGCUAACGUGAAGGAUGAAGUGCUUGGGAUGCUGGACAUAGUGGUUGGAUGUUUGGCUGAGGACAUUGUAGAUGAUCUGAAAAAACAGUUCCCAAAGAAACUUCUAGUGGACCUAUUAAAGAAGAACUUACCCGUUAUUGAACAUUUGUAUACGGCAGUCAGAUGUGUUCAGGACGUUGAGGCCAAAUGUUCGGGUGGACGUUCCCGAAGAGAAAUCAAUUCUGAUGUACUAAAUGCUGUUGUUAGGGCGUCCGGACCUAUGAUGAAUUUUAUCAGCUUAGCUAAAGAGAUAAUAGGACAACAAUCAGUAGCGUUAGAAGAGGCAUGGUACAAUGAAUUUAAGAAAAGCGUCGGUGAUGAUACUGAACUUGGAGUAAUGCUGUCGGAAACUGAAUCCUCAGCCAUCUUAUACACUAUAACAGAAGAAGCAUACAAGACUAAUCUAAGUAGUUUCCUUUCACGCUAUAAUAAUACAGCAGCGGCAUGGGAAAAUGGAACUUUAUCAAAACUUGAAGACACCGGUAAAGUGAUCAGUUUUAAGCGUUUGAAACCUAGAGUUGAACAAUUUAUUAAUGACAUUGAUAAAUCAAAGGCUAGAGUAUUUGACUCCAUCUUCGAUGAGUACGAGUAUGCUGUGAAGACAUACUAUGACGCAGAAGGAAAGGAGAGCAGCAGCGGGGCUAGAGAAAAAGAAGGCGUAUGCGCUCGAGUGAGAAUAAGGAUUGAACAGGAACUAGUUUUAACAAGGGACGCAUUUAAAGCCAAAUUAGAGAUAGAAAAUGGUGAAACAUCAGAUCUAGAGAACAUAAAAGUUCAAAUAGAAAUCAAACAAACAUUUGGAUCUGGAGAUCUUUUAAACGACAAUUUUUCAAUCGGCAAACCGUCAUUAAUCGGAAUAAGCAGUGUUGAUGGAACGGGUAGAUUGGGUCGUGAUUUAUCAGGUUCCGCAGAAUGGCUUAUCAUUCCAUAUAGCAAAGCUGCCCCAGUGGAUGAUACACAGUACGAUAUUGGUGGUCAGUUAUCAUACAGGGUUGGAGGAACCGAAUUUUCUGUUCCACUGCUGCCAGACACAAUAACUGUUUCUCCGAAUCCAAGUCUAAUUGUGCAUUAUUUCCAUGAGAAAUACGUAAGAGGUGAUGACGCACUCACACCGGAAAUUGAGCCGAUUAUUCCGUUUACACUUGCUGUAAUGGUGACGAAUGAUGGAUACGGUGUGGCAAGAGCGCUUAAGAUAACUUCCGGACAGCCAGAAAUUAUUGAAAACAAAAAAGGAUUACUCGUAACGUUUAAAAUAAUUGCUGCACAGUUAGGGAAUUAUCCAGUUGCACCAUCUCUUACUGUCGACUUCGGGGACAUCUCUUCGUUUGAAACUAAAACUGCAAGAUGGCUCAUGACGUCUUCGUUGAUGGGGAAAUUCUAUAAUUACAGCGCCACCUUUGAGAAUAUAAAUCCUCUUGGUGAUCCUCAGUUAUCAUUAAUCGAUAAACUAGAAUACCAUGAUUUAUUUCAUCUUGUAAGAAUCGAAUUUCCGGACAAGGAUGAUGGUUUAGACGAUUUUCUGGUAAAUAAUUUCCCGGACCAAGAAAGUAUCCCUGAUAGGCUUUAUAAUAGUGCAAACGGCACUGAUGUUUCUGACGUGUUUUUUGUUAAUAUAACGGAUGUUCAUGUAAGUUCUUUUGUUAGUUCAUCAAUGAAAAAUUACAAGCAGGUGAAUCUAACUCUUUACACAAAGACCUCCACAUGGGUGUAUGCAAGAAUAGAAAAUACAUUUACUAGUUCUGAUAGGUCGACCAUUGACAAUUUAUUAAAUGCUGUGUCGCAAUACGGUAGAAACAUACUACUCGACAAGAACAUUUGGCAGACCACUCAUAUUCUUGAUUCGUUUUACUUGCACCUGUUUGAUUUUAUCGAGAAAGAUAAUUCCAUUGAUGAUAAAGAUGAAACAGAAAUGGUCUAUACGCUAACGUAUGGUCCGAAAAACAGUCACGCUCCUAGAUUCGAUGCGACUUUCUAUUCUGCAAAAGUACCAAAAGGGACAAAUGUUGGAUCUGAAGUUGUACGAGUAACUGCGUAUGAUAACGACAAAGAUAAUCUUCAAUUCAAACUCAGAAACUAUAGUGAUAGUCUCUUUGAUAUUAGAACGAUAACCCCUUCUUCUGUUGCAAUUACAGUAAGUGACAUCCUAACUGUCCCUGGAUUAUCACUUGUUGAGUUGGUUGUACAUGACGAUGGUAUACCGCCUAGGUCCUCUGUUGUGAACAUUAGUAUCGUUGUUGUAGACAGUGAUAGGAACAACGCUUCAACAGAUUCCAGCUUAGAAACUACGAAACAUAUUCCGUCAACGUGGUCACCUUCUACAGAACCUGAUAGUUCAACAGAAACACAAAGUACAUAUACAACGCAAUCCAAUGAAGCUGACAAAAUUUCAUCCGAUGAAAUACUGUCCUGGGUUAUACCGUUAGCCAUUGGAUGUACCAUUGUGCUUAUAUUGAUAAUCGUUGGACUUGUGUGUUUAUUAAGGAAAAAACAAGUCAUAUUUUCAAGGAAUGAUAACACGUUUGAACUGAAAUAAUGCAAUUUGCAGCAUACAUAUCAUAAUAUUUUAAAGUGUGAAUAAAUUUGGUCUUCGGAGUUCAAUCGUAAAUGUGUGAUUAUUAUCACUGUAGUCUACAUUUUAUGAUACAACGUUUUCAAAUAAAAGACUGAGUACUUGAUGUCUGUUUGUACAAGUCUGCAACACAUUCCUCUGCAUUUGAUAAUGCCACCCCUUUACUAGGGUAAAAAACUGUUGUUCAGUGGUAAAAGUAUAGUCUGUUGAUUGUAACUGAACAAGAUAUGUUCGAACGCUGUUUUUGGAAAUUCUCAGUGUUUUCUACUUUUAAUGCUCGUGUCUUCUGGAUUAACUUAAAAACACAGUUAAAGUGUCACUAGUAUCUUUCCGUUUUAUUUUAUUCCACCUGAACAAAGUUACGUUUUUAUUCUUUUGACUUUUAGCUUUGUGACAAUGGCUUACCUAAACCAACUCGCACAGUGGCCCGUUAACAUGUAUAUAUAUACUGAGCUACUAGCACAGGAUAACUAAAAAAUCAACUUUUAUAUAAAGUUAGUGUCUAUAGCGUAGCAGCAAGGAUAAGUAUCUGUUACAGCGUUUUAAAACCCUGAAGUGAUUAACAGCACACAGUUCCAAGGCGUUACCGAAAGGGUAUUUUAUUUAUUAUCAUGGAUUUUGCUAUGGCAAUUUGUGUGACAUUAUGAUUUUUAUUCCGCUGAAAUAUUCAGUAUUCAUAUUCCUGGAAUGUGUAAGAUGACGAGCUAUUUCUUCGUAGUCUUUAAAAAAAUAAAAAAAUAUAAAAAAUU